AUGGGUGCCACCAGCGUCGACAUAUUGGGCGCUAGCGUUGUAGUACCAGGAACAAGACAGGCCUCCGCUAACGGUGGCCGACCGGGCACGUCAGCUAUCGUGUUUCUCAUCCACGAGCAUCAACUUGUAAACGACCGAAGAGACAGGCUGUCGUUAGUCUACAAUCACACUCAGCAGCUUAACCAUAACUUCGCCUUUGAGAAAGCGACGGUGAUCGGCAGAGCCAAUAAGAAGAUGCUCGAACUAGCGUUCGAAAGUUGGUCCUCGACGGACACACUUAACCGAGCCAUCUGCCCUAAUAUGUUCACAUCCACUCAGAACGGGGCGAAAGACGUUACACUGGAGCGACAGCCGACAACCGCGGAGGAAGAAGGUGGCAGCGAUCGGGAGUCACAUGACUGGCGUGACACGCUUUUUCAUGGAAGCAACAGCAAGGGCGACAACGCUUUGAGCGAAUGCCAACUGCUGCCUGUCGAGGGGAGGGGCUGCAAGCACGAUACUGGCGCAGGGAACAAAUGGGACGCGGAUCCGCCAUUGGCCUAUGGAAAACAAGUCUGA
Molecule: messenger RNA, 558 nt
Organism: Dibothriocephalus latus
Lineage: Eukaryota; Metazoa; Platyhelminthes; Cestoda; Diphyllobothriidea; Diphyllobothriidae
Source: the annotation of a GenBank genome assembly